Striga asiatica is the source of this 1712-nucleotide messenger RNA. Lineage: Eukaryota; Viridiplantae; Streptophyta; Magnoliopsida; Lamiales; Orobanchaceae. The record is from the annotation of a GenBank genome assembly.
UGUGCAUCUAUAGAUUCAAUAAUUGAAACCCCAGAUUCCCUUAUUCAUGCGUUAGAUUGGAUUGACCCCAUCAAUUCGUAACGCCAGCAAUUCGAAUUUUGUGCAAUUAAGCAUUUGUAUCGAUAUUUAUAAUCGGAGAAGGGGAGUUUUUCUUUUUGUUGUUGUUUUUAGUUUCGAUUUGCGUUUCCCUUUUUCUCCUUGCCGUGCAUUUGCUGAAUUCCCUCGUUCGGGGUCGAGAUGGGGGCGGUGACGUCGUCGAUGGCGGCGAAGUUUGCCUUUUUUCCGCCGAACCCGCCGUCGUACGGCGUGUCGGUGGAGGAGGGGACGGGGAAGCUGAGACUGACGGAGGUGGCGGAGCACGAGAAUGUGGACGUGCUGAGGGUGAAGACGAAGAGGGGAACGGAGAUCGUGGGGGUGUACGUGAAGAAUCCUGGGGCCAAGCUGACGCUUUUGUACUCGCACGGCAACGCGGCUGAUCUGGGGCAGAUGUAUGAUCUAUUCACUGAGCUGAGCAUCCACCUCCGGGUCAACUUGUUGGGGUAUGACUACUCAGGGUAUGGACAGUCCACGGGCAAGCCGACCGAAUUGAACACCUAUGCGGACAUUGAAGCUGCAUAUGAGUGCCUUCAAGAGAAUUACGGAGUGAAAGAAGAAGAUGUAAUAUUGUAUGGACAGUCUGUCGGGAGUGGGCCUACUUUGGACCUGGCAUCCCGUUUGCCAAGAUUAAGGGCUGUGGUUCUGCACAGCCCAAUCCUGUCUGGACUUAGAGUUAUGUAUCCUGUUAAGCGAACAUAUUGGUUCGAUAUUUAUAAGAAUAUUGACAAAAUUCCUUUGGUUCAGUGCCCUGUAUUGGUUAUUCAUGGUACUGAUGACGACGUGGUAGAUUGUUCUCACGGUAAGCAGCUUUGGGAGCUCUGUAAAGAAAAAUACGAGCCUUUAUGGGUCAAAGGUGGCAAUCACUGUGACCUCGAGCUUUAUCCAGAAUAUAUUAAGCAUCUUAAGAAGUUCGUAUUAGCUAUCGAGAAAUCAGGCCAUGUGAGAAAUGGAUCUGCAACGUCAACAGACGACAUGUACAAUGCUCAAAACAUCAUGGAUGGCCGGCCAAGAGAAAGCACAGACCAGAGAGAAAAGUCGAGAUCGAGCACAGAUUACAGAGAGAAUCCUAGAGGCAGCAUAGACCGGAGGGAAAAAUCAAGAGCAAGCACUGACAAGAGAGAGAGAUCACGAAAGAGUGUGGAUUAUGCUGACAAGGCAAAUAAUAUUCCAGAACAGCCAGAGAGAGCUAGGAACAGCAUAGACCGCUUCGGAGAUAUGAUGAGAUCGGCUGUUUUGUGCAAUAUUGAUUGUUUCAAACCUGUGGGAACUAAGGUCUGAGGAUGAAGGGGAGGUCAGUGCAAAUAGCUUUUAGAUAUUUUCUGCUGUUUAUCUCGUUUUAGAUUUAGCUUGGCUGGGCUGCAGGUAAUUAAUAAUGUAUUCAUCGUUUGUUUUUGAAUCCGUGUUUGGGGGUUUCGACAGAAGUUGUUAUAACUCAUUUUAAUUCCUUCGAACCUACUCAAUAUACGAUCGAUGUUCUUCAUGAGCUUGUUGCGUUAUUAAAAUGUUCUCCCAUGUUACAUUGAAGCUGAUGAUCAUGAAACAAGUGCGGAUUUUGUGAUAGUUUUUUUUUUUUUGGCACUCGAGGGUGUCAAUAAAAUACUAUAGUUAAUAUUACA